Molecule: messenger RNA, 2253 nt
Organism: Drosophila erecta
Lineage: Eukaryota; Metazoa; Arthropoda; Insecta; Diptera; Drosophilidae
Exons: 2
Coding region: 561-911 (116 amino acids)
Source: RefSeq, a predicted model, not a curated record
AGUCGUGUUGUGUAUAUAAUGUAUAUAGAGAUGGUCCCCACUUCCAUUUCCAUUUCCAUUGAAAUUUCCAAUCCAUUCUAUAAGUAUAACUUUCCAUUCGUUACACCCGGAACAACCUCGGAUGGGUCCGCCACAUUAUUAUAUAAUUUACAAAUAAUCUUCGUAUUUGUAAGCAAUCUUAAACCGAAAUAAUAAAAACAAAUCAAAUUGCUACGCUAAUGCUUGCCCAAUUAAUUGACUUAACAAAAUGUUUGCACCAUUUUCGCUAAUUUCAUAACGUUUAACGUUGUUGUUGCACACGUCACGGGAAUCCACAGCUACAUAAUCUAUCUCCAUGUCUAUGGGUAAACAACCCCCCAGAAUAUUCGUUGCUGGUACCGAACGUAACCCGGAUGAGUCAAGUUCAAUGACGAAGGUGCCGGCCAGAAAAAAGAAUAAUUUAAUUGCGAAAAUUGGCAUCUGUCAGCGGGGCGUGAAAUUGUCGGCUCUCCCAUAAAAUUUUUAUAAAUUGAACUGGUCCGAUUUCAGAAUAGUCAGUUUGGAAACGAUUCUCUAUCAAAAUGUCACACUACACGAGCUAUUUUUCUCUGCUGCUCAUCGCAGUCCUGCUGGCACUUGGAUCUGCCCAAUACUACACACAAUAUAACCCCUACUACACGCCGAGUCCCACGUUCUCCAGCCUGAACAACUAUUACUAUCAGACGACGCCGUAUCCUUACUACUACAGCACGUAUACGACACCGAGUUCCUAUACCAGUACGCAGAUUAGGAUCUGGCCCUAUGUCAUCGGCCAAUAUCUGUUUCCCACGUACUACAACACCAACUACUAUAAUCCAUAUGCCACGUUGAGCAAUUCCAAUUGGCUAAGUUACUAUGCGAAUGUUUAUGGAACGAGUGUGGGCAAGAAGUAGUCCUUAACUAUGGCUAAGUGUUUUUCGUUUGUUAGAUGUUCAGACAAUGCAAAUAAAAUAUUUAUUUUGUUUUAAAGUAGGCGCUUUCAAAAAAACGUACGCUCAUGGGCAAAACAAACCAUUAGUUAGUUGUAAUUAUUGCAUUAAAAACAAAAUGGUCUGGUUCUAAAUUACAUUCAUUAGCACUAGUUGUGGAAAAAUUUAACUAUACUCUACAAACAAUUGCAAGGCUAUGUAGAAAACAGCUUGAAAAUUUUCCGAUCUUAGUCAGAUGUUAUUAUAUUUUUCGAUCCAUAAAAAUGUCUCGUAACUUACAAGGCAAUUGGUCUAUUAAGAUGGCCCAAUGGUGAGAAGUCUCUCUCUCAGAAUGGAAAAUCAAAGAUAAGCCCUAUAAAAGGGAAAUCUGAAACGUAAUUGGGCCGCUUAAGAUAGCUAAUUGCUUUGGGAGAAUGAAAGGCCUGAAUGUCUGGGAAAUAUGAGUCCCUUGUUAAAAUGCAAACCAGAAAAAUAUUGAUAAGCCAGAAUGUGGAGCGGUCCAAAACGCGAAAGGUGUGACAACCGUUAGGAUCACCAUGCUGAAUGGAACUUUUUGGUAUAGUAUUUCGGGGAGGUCUUUAUAUGAAGGGGGUCUCGUUGCCACUGUCAUAGAGCAACCCGACGAGCCGGUAAACCCGAACCCGGAGCUCAACCUCCGACUGAACCUGAACCUGAACUCAUGUACCUAACGGUUUUCGCAGACAAUCGCUAGUUCCAGUUGCCUACCAUUAUGUAAUGAUUUGGACAAACCCCUGGUUUAUACUGCACCACCACCCAGAGCAAUGAACCUGCAUUGUUUAUGUAAGCGAUAUGUGGCAACUUCACUUGAUGUAAUGCUAAUAAAGGGUAAGAUCGUUAAAUGACAGCCUGUUUAUAAGAUCUGGACUUUAUGCAUUUCUGGAGAAUGUUCUGGUUAACUGUAACUUCCUCACAGAACUGUGACACUUAUGGGCCACAAAUCAAAACAUUUCGAUGCGGUUUGAAAGGGUUCUUCAAAUAGAACUUAAGCCCAAAGUAUCCGCAUUAUCAUGCAAAUCGCUUGAGACAGAUGAUCUUCAGAGAAUGUGAAUGGGUUAGGUGCGUAAAAGAAAGAGAGCCACCGGGUCGAACAGAAAGAGAGGGAGAAACUGCGUAGUGGGGAAAUGGGUCAAUACAAUCGAAACACGAAACGCGGCCCAAAGCGGCGGAUGGCUUGUAAAAGGUAGCCGGCAAAAAUGUUUGGCAUCAGCUUACCACCAUGCAGACGAAACACGAAACGAGAAAGCCGCAAAACCCAUUAAUCUCCCAAAGCCUCGAAGUGCUCUUU